AUGAACCGGGACAGAGCGGUAACGGGGCCCGGAGCGGACGGGGUCCAGACCGUGAUAAACCGGGACAGAGCCGUAGCAGGGCCCGUGGCGGACGCAGUCCAGCCCGUGAUGAGUCGGGACAGAGUGGUACCGGCCCCCUGCGGGGACGGGGUCCAGACCGUGGUGGGCCCGGACAGCGGAGACAUGCUGGACGGAGGUGCCGCCGGGGAGAAGCGGCUCUUCUCCAACGCGGUGGCCGGAGGCAGAGAUGCUCAGGCCGUGGAGAACCACUCGGAACCUCCGCCGACCAACCCGGUGUUGGCCCCGCCACAGCAGGGCCCUACCGGGCACCGGACCACCUCUUUCUCCGUACUGGACAUCCUGGACCCCAACAAGUUCACGAGCAGCCGGAGACUCCAGCAGCAGCACGCGAGCCACCGAGGUGAGCGCGAGCUGAGCGCGUACGGAGCGGAGAACCGGAGAGGAGGGACGGCAGAGCGCGAGCCCAGCCUGGAGCCCAGUAAAGGCUGCUACGGUGCGGAGGAAUACCCGAGCAAGGAAGGAUUUGUAUACAGAAGCCCAGAUGAGGAGGACUACCACAGAUCCGGGACCCCAGACUCAGAGGCUCCAGACGGGCCCUACAGCAGCGAGGAGAGCAGCUCAGCUCUGCCCAGUAACGGAGACAGAGAUCUGGGCCAGCACAGCCACCAGGACCCUGGCAGAGACACCUCAAGCCCCGGCGGAGGCCCCGCAGGCCAGAUCACCAACGCCCAGACCAAUGGGGGCCAGGGCCAGCAGGGCAAGCCCAAGAGGAAGCGCUCUGGCUCAGACUCCAAGUCGGGGAAGCCCCGCAGGGCCCGGACUGCCUUCACCUACGAGCAGCUGGUGGCGCUGGAGAACAAGUUCAAGUCCACACGCUACCUGUCAGUGUGCGAGCGGCUCAACCUGGCCCUGUCGCUGUCCCUCACUGAGACCCAGGUCAAGAUCUGGUUCCAGAAUCGCCGGACCAAGUGGAAGAAACAGAACCCCGGAGCAGACACCUCCGCCCCCACCGGCGCAGGAGGAGUGGGAGGAGCUGGAGGUACGGGAGGGUCGGGAGGUAUGGGGAGCCUCAGCCCUCUGAGCCCGUCCCCUCCGAUCAGCGGGCACCUGGCCAUGCACGCUGGCUACGCCAGCCACCAUCACCCC
Morone saxatilis (striped sea-bass) is the source of this 1167-nucleotide messenger RNA. RefSeq names its product NK1 transcription factor related 2-like,b (gene nkx1-2b). Lineage: Eukaryota; Metazoa; Chordata; Actinopteri; Moronidae. Gene Ontology annotation, molecular function: RNA polymerase II cis-regulatory region sequence-specific DNA binding; DNA-binding transcription factor activity, RNA polymerase II-specific. The transcript has 3 exons. The record is from RefSeq and is a predicted model, not a curated record. Gene Ontology annotation, cellular component: nucleus. Gene Ontology annotation, biological process: cell differentiation; regulation of transcription by RNA polymerase II. The annotation marks the transcript as partial.